This is a messenger RNA of Tarenaya hassleriana, 1417 nucleotides long. RefSeq names its product histone deacetylase 8. The record is from RefSeq and is a predicted model, not a curated record. The coding region runs from base 39 to 1223 and encodes 394 amino acids. The transcript has 3 exons. Lineage: Eukaryota; Viridiplantae; Streptophyta; Magnoliopsida; Brassicales; Cleomaceae.
UUCAACGCGACUCGUCGAUCCCAAAUCUCGGCUCAGCCAUGGCGACUGCCUCGUCGCUGUCGGCUUCUACACCGGCGUGUUAUCCGGCGACGGAGACCAGUCACGUGGAUGUAUUCUGGGACGACGGAAUGCUCCGACACAACGCCGUAGAAGGUGUGUUCGACACCGGAGUGGACCCCGGGUUCUUAGAUGUGCUUGAGAAGCAUCCUGAGAACUCGGACCGGGUAAGGAACAUGGUCUCCAUCCUCAGACGUGGUCCGAUAUCUCCCUACGUCAGGUGGUUACCCGGCCGGCGAGCGAUCUUGCCGGAGCUUCUCACGUUUCACUCACCAGAAUACGUGAACAAACUAAUCGAAGCAGACAAAUCGGGAGAAAGGUGUGAAAUUGGGGGAGGAACUUUCAUGAGCCCUGGUUCAUGGGACGCUGCCCUUCUUGCAGCCGGAACAACUCUAUCGGCAAUGCAACAUAUCCUUGAAGGCCAUGGAAAGAUCGCCUAUGCUCUUGUACGACCCCCGGGUCACCACGCACAGCCUACUCAAGCUGACGGGUACUGCUUCCUCAACAAUGCGGGCAUAGCAGUGAACUUGGCCUUGAACUCGGGUUGUUGUUCCCGAAUUGCGGUUAUUGACAUCGAUGUGCAUUACGGAAAUGGAACAGCCGAAGGGUUUUACAGAUCAGACAAAGUUCUUACGGUGUCUCUCCAUAUGAACCAUGGGUCAUGGGGGCCGUCUCACCCUCAGAACGGGUCAGUUGAUGAGCUUGGUGAAGGUGAUGGGUACGGGUAUAAUCUGAACGUGCCUUUACCUAAUGGGACCGGUGAUCGGGGUUAUGAGUAUGCCAUGGCCGAGCUGGUGGUUCCUGCGGUCAGAAGAUUUGCUCCCGAUAUGGUUGUGCUGGUUUUUGGCCAGGACUCGAGCGCUUUUGAUCCGAACGGGAGGCAAUGCCUGACGAUGGACGGAUACCGUAGGAUCGGGGAGACGGUAAGGGAGCUGUCGGAAGAAUUCGGGAGGGGGCGGCUGCUUAUCGUGCAGGAAGGCGGUUACCACGUAACCUACUCUGCCUAUUGCCUUCACGCACUGCUCGAGGGAGUGUUGAAGAUUCAAGAAACCCUGCUCUCUGAUCCACUCUAUUCUUACCCUGAAGAUGAAGCUUUUGCCGUUAAGGUUGUCGAUUCCAUCAAAAGCCACCUCCUUGAAGCUGCUCCUCUUCUCUCCCGCACUUGAAUUUGGAGAUGCACCAGUCAUUUAAUUUGCAUAAAAAUUGUAAUAUUUUGCAGUAAAAAACCCAUCAUAUUUGAUAAGAAGUUAUGUCAUGAUCUUAAUAUUAUACUGUAAAAUUCGAACAUGGAUACUUUUAGAAGACUGUAUGUAUAUAUUGAAGAUGCUUAUACGUCAGAAUGACAGUAGGGAGUGUCACA